UCCACCUGGGCACCCUUUCAUUUUUGCAGGUUAAGUCCUGGAAUAGACGUUCGUUACCAGCAAAAUUCCAUCCGACCGAAUUGUGUAGCAAGCGUAGGCACCCAAGACACCCUCGGCUGAACAUUAACAUUCACUCGAUAGGACCAAAGUCGGGUGCUAAGUGGUGCUAACCAACGACUUCGUCAGUGCUAACUCUGCCAUCCUCUUUGAUGCUCCGGAACACAGACCACUUAUAAGGACUCCGGUCUACAAUGGGUGCGAUUUUCGCGAGUAUUUGACGGGUCUGACGUCACUAUACGGAGUGUGAAACUGAAAGUUUUGUUCAUACUGAUGCUAAUUGGUCAAUGCUGAGAGUUUGGCCAUGGAGAGCACGUGGCGGGACAGGGAUCGGGACUUUCAAAAACAUUUGAUCGAUGGUGAGACGACUAUUCAGGAUUUAGUAGAGGUUCUCCACGAUACCAAAACAAACUUUCAACUCCUAUUACCUGGAUUCACUGAUGAAGAUGACAGCACAAUUUGGCGUAACCAGAAAGAUAUUGACUGCGAUGAAGUCUAUGAAAACAUCUAUAUCGGGGAUGCGGCAACUGCUAAAAAUAAGGAAUACUUGAAAAAGUUAGGUAUAACACACGUUUUAAAUGCUGCUGAGGGCAAAAGAUUUGGAUUUGUGGAUACUGACAAGAAUUACUACAAAGAUACCACUAUAAAGUAUCUGGGUCUACCCUUAGCUGAUCGGCCCUGGAUCUGUAUAAGUGAAUAUUUCUACACAGCCUCCGCAUUUAUUGAUGAGGCUAUAUUGCAAAAAGGAAAAGUGUUCGUCCAUUGCAUGAUGGGAAUAUCACGCAGUGCAACAUGUGUCCUUGCCUACCUCAUGAUCAAGAAACAAUUACUGGCUGCUGAGGCGGUUACAAUCGUUCGGCAGAACCGGGAUAUUUAUCCAAAUGAAGGAUUUUUACAUCAGUUGGCACAACUCGAUAACCAAUUGCGUCGGCAACGUUUGUAAUUCGUAAUGUAAUGACUCAUAUUUUCGAUCAAAGUCACUGACCAAUACCAACUAUGUUUCAAUGAUUGGUGUCAGCUCAACAAGGUUCAUCUUGAUGCUUGUAAUUGCAGCGUGGUUUUUCUAAAAGGUUUUGAAUUAAACUCACUAGAUUCAAAUACAUAAAUUGAUAUAAAUUCUUGUAUGUCAGUAACACAUCCGUAACAUUCAUACAUAUUGUGAUAUGUGUUAGAAACGUCUCCAAUUACUGACUCUAGUAAGUCAAAAAAUAGAUCAAAUCUCAUAAUAAGCAUAUCAAAUCUAUUUAGGUAUAUGCAUACAUGACGUGUAAUAUUAUGUGUAACGUUGGAAUAAGGGAAUCUUCAAAAUGAAA
Molecule: messenger RNA, 1370 nt
Organism: Athalia rosae (coleseed sawfly)
Lineage: Eukaryota; Metazoa; Arthropoda; Insecta; Hymenoptera; Athaliidae
Product: dual specificity protein phosphatase 3
Exons: 5
Coding region: 362-1000 (212 amino acids)
Biological process (GO): negative regulation of MAPK cascade; protein dephosphorylation
Cellular component (GO): cytoplasm
Molecular function (GO): MAP kinase phosphatase activity; protein tyrosine/serine/threonine phosphatase activity
Source: RefSeq, a predicted model, not a curated record